Pleuronectes platessa (European plaice) is the source of this 2191-nucleotide messenger RNA. It is a transcript of the gene inhbaa, whose product is annotated as inhibin subunit beta Aa. Lineage: Eukaryota; Metazoa; Chordata; Actinopteri; Pleuronectiformes; Pleuronectidae. Gene Ontology annotation, cellular component: extracellular region. The coding region runs from base 830 to 2191 and encodes 453 amino acids. Gene Ontology annotation, biological process: BMP signaling pathway; SMAD protein signal transduction. The transcript has 2 exons. Gene Ontology annotation, molecular function: growth factor activity; cytokine activity. The record is from RefSeq and is a predicted model, not a curated record.
ACUCAGGGAGGGGAGGAAUGAAUCAAGAGAGAGAGAGAGCGGAGGGAGGGAGGAGGGUGAAGGUAAAAGUUGGAAGUGCUAUGAGUCACGGAGCGAGAUGGGAGGAGACUGGAGUCGAAGAGAGAGAGAGGGAGAGAGGGAUGGAGUGAGGUAUAAUUAUGGUAGGAGGCUGCCAGGGCGAGAGAGAGGAGAGAGAAGGGGAGGGAGGGAAAGAAAGACGAGAGCGAGAAGAGAGAGAGUCCAACCCACUCCGGUAAAACCAUUCAACUGGUGAGCGAGGGAAUGCAUUCGCCACAGAGAGGGAGAGAGAGGAAAAGAGGUAAAAGAGAGAGAGAGAGGAACUCCCUGCGUCUGGGAUAACUUAGUGAACACACUCUGCAGCGACUCCAUCUCCGUCCUCUUGCUCUCCACCGUUUGUUCCUUCUCUGCUUUUUCAUCAUCCAUUCAUCACCUCUGAGUUUCUCCUCCUCUUCUUCUUCUUGUUUUUUCUUUCUUUCUUUCUCUCUUGUGACGCCUCCACAUUUUCCAGCCAUCUGUCCCUAAAGAUAAGGAUUACUCAUUUCCCCGGCUCUUGUUUUUUUCUUUGUUGAUCUCCUCUCUCGCUUCUUUACAGAUUUUUUUUCCCUCCGUUUUCGCAGGUGGACUCUGAGCUGAACUUCCGAACUUCUGAGAGAGCGAGUGAGCGAGGGACGGACGACGAGGACACCAGAGAGACAGAGAUCAUUUUUAUUUCUUCAACCCGUUUUUCUUCGGGCCAAAAACUUUUCUUUGUGGCUCUGUCUGCAUCACCAGCUCCGACCCAACAGCCAAUCAGGCGUCUCCCUUCAUCAUGUCCGUCUCACCUCUGCUCAGCUGGACCGUCCUGGUCCUGGUCCUGGUCCUGGUGCAGAGCGGCAUCUCGUCUCUGGACCUGGCGUCUGAACCUCAUCCACCGCCGCUGUCUCUGACCGUCCAUCCUCACCAGCAGCCCCUGCCGGACGCUGCGCCCAGCUCCCACUGCCCCUCCUGCGCCCUGGCCAGGAUGAGGAGGAACGAAGGGGGCACGGCGGGGGAGGAAGAGGAGGAGGCUCAGCAGGACGUGGUGGAAGCGGUGAAGAGGCACAUCCUGAACAUGUUGCAUCUCCAGGCACGGCCCAACGUCACCCGGCCCGUGCCGCGCGGCGCUCUCCUCAACGCUCUGCGCAAGCUUCACGUGGGGCGAGUGGCGGAAGACGGCAGCGUGCAGAUUGAGGGGCAGGAGGAGGCUGGAGGGCGGGGAGGAGGUGGAGGAGGUGGAGGAGGUGGAGGAGGAGCAGCUGCGGUGGCGGCGGAUCGAGGAGACGGCGAUGAUGCACAGGAGACGACAGAGAUCAUCACCUUCGCAGAGGCCGGUGAAUCUCCGGGCCUGGUGGACUUUGUCCUCUCUAAAGAGGGCGGCUCUCUGUCUCUGGUGGAGCAGGCGAACAUCUGGCUCUUCCUCCGUUUGGCUAAGACAAACCGCAGCCGAGCCAAAGUCACCAUCCGCCUCUUGCAGCAGCGCCAGCUCCCCAACCGACAACCAGCUCUGCCGCAGGACGAUGUCCUGCUGGCGGACAAGACGGUGGACACCCGUCGCAGCGGCUGGCACACCUUCCCGGUGUCCGCGGCAGUGCAGGCGCUGCUCGAAGGUCCGGGCAGCCGGACGUUGAGCCUGAGGGUCUCCUGUCCUCUGUGUGCCGACGCCGGGGCCACAGUGAUCCUGGUCCCCGGAGGUCCGGAGACAUCGCAGCGCAGCAGCCAGCGGGAGCAGUCCCACCGGCCCUUCCUCAUGGCCGUGGUCCGACCGCGAGAGGGCAGCGAGUCCCGGCGCCGCCGGAAGCGAGGGCUGGAGUGUGACGGAAAAGUGCGCGUGUGUUGCAAGAGACAGUUCUAUGUCAACUUCAAGGACAUCGGCUGGAACGACUGGAUCAUCGCGCCGCCCGGCUACCACGCCAACUACUGCGAGGGCGAGUGUCCCUCUCACGUGGCGAGCAUCACCGGGUCCACGCUGUCCUUCCACUCCACGGUCAUCAGCCACUACCGCAUGAGGGGCCACAGCCCCUUCCAGAACCUCCGGUCCUGCUGCGUGCCCACGCGGCUACGAGCCAUGUCCAUGCUCUACUACAACGAGGAGCAGAAGAUCAUCAAGAAGGACAUCCAGAACAUGAUCGUGGAGGAGUGCGGCUGCUCGUGA